Molecule: messenger RNA, 742 nt
Organism: Melopsittacus undulatus (budgerigar)
Lineage: Eukaryota; Metazoa; Chordata; Aves; Psittaciformes; Psittaculidae
Product: pulmonary surfactant-associated protein B-like
Exons: 7
Coding region: 59-742 (227 amino acids)
Cellular component (GO): alveolar lamellar body; multivesicular body
Source: RefSeq, a predicted model, not a curated record
GUGCCAGAGCGGGGACACGGAGCUGAGCUGCCACGACUGGGCCCCCCCCAGCACGGACAUGUGUGCCAGCUGCCAGCAGGUCAUCACCCUCCUCAUCCGCAUGGCCAACGAGUCGGCCACCAAGGCCGCAGUGGAGGGGUUCCUGUGGCACGAGUGUGCAGCUCUACCAGUCCCUGCCAUGGUGCCGCCGUGCCAGGAGCUGGUGCACCAGUACUGGAGCCUGCUCCUCACUGACAUCGAGGGGCACCUCAAGCCCUCGGCCGUGUGCACCCACCUGGAGCUGUGCCCGGGGCAGGGGGGGGGGGAACCGGCCCUGCCCCUGCUGGAGGCACUGCAGAACAGCCCCCAGGGGGCGCUGCCGGUGCCGGUCCCGCGCUGUUGGCUGUGCCGCUCGCUGGUGUCGCGCCUGGAGGCGGCGGUUCCGCGGGAGCGCGUGGCCGAGGCCCUGGGCUCCCUGUGCCGCGCGCUCCCGCUGGCGGCGGCCGGCGCGUGCCAGUGCCUGGCCCAGCGCUACGCGGCCCUGGCGCUGGAGCGCGUGCUCGCGCGCCUCGGGCCCGCGCUGCUCUGCCGCGCGCUGCUCGGCUGCCGCCAGGGGCUGCGCGCCCCCGACGAGGGAGGAGAGCGCGGGCUGUCCCCCAAGCUGGGUCCCUGUGUCCUGGGCCCCAGGUACUGGUGCUCCAGCCCCACAGCCGCUCAGCGCUGCCAGGCCCUGCAGCACUGCCAGGAGCACGUCUGGCUCUAG